Molecule: messenger RNA, 2661 nt
Organism: Cornus florida
Lineage: Eukaryota; Viridiplantae; Streptophyta; Magnoliopsida; Cornales; Cornaceae
Product: DELLA protein GAI-like
Exons: 1
Coding region: 506-2296 (596 amino acids)
Biological process (GO): regulation of reactive oxygen species metabolic process; salicylic acid mediated signaling pathway; response to ethylene
Cellular component (GO): nucleus
Molecular function (GO): sequence-specific DNA binding; DNA-binding transcription factor activity
Source: RefSeq, a predicted model, not a curated record
AGUUGUAUGGUAUCAGAGGAGUGGAAAGGAGUGGGGCAUCUUUUUAGCAUUGCGGUGCUGCUACGGCUCUGUUGCUUUUAAGUAGUUGCCGGGCCAAACCCCUUACAACUCUAUACAAACUACUAGUAAAUAAUAUUAUACAAAUAUAUAUGUGUGUGUGUGUAUAUAUAUAUAUGUAUAUGUAAAAAAUAAAAUAAAAAACCAAAAUAAUUAAUGAAAUAAGAACAUUAUUAUGGUGUCCGUUCUUCCUUAUCUCCUCCGGUUCCACCUUCUGCUGUUCCUCUCUUGGAGCUCGCGCCUCAUCACGAGCUCUUCCCAUUAUUUUCUCUGAGAAAACAAAAAAGAAAAGUGAGAGAGAAAGUGUUCCCAAAAAACCAAGCAAAUCAACAACCAACUCCGUUCCAGAUCUUUACACUUAAAUAGAUUGAGAUCGUCACAAGUUGUGGAACAACACAUGGUCACGAGAGAUUGAUUCGAAUUUCUGCCGAAAACCAUCCCUACUACAAUGAAGCGAGAGCGUGAAGGUCAUCAUCAUGAUAAAGGACAGACUUAUCCUUCUUCUUCAAUGGCGGCGGCCGGAAAGCAAAAGCUGUGGGAGGAAGACUCCGCCGGCGGAAUGGAUGAGCUCCUCGCCGUCUUGGGUUACAAGGUCCGGUCGUCCGACAUGGCCGAUGUUGCCCAGAAGCUCGAGCAGCUUGAGAUGGUCAUGUCUCAAGAAGAUGGAAUCUCACAUCUUUCGUGCGAUACGGUUCACUACAAUCCUUCUGAUCUAUCUGGUUGGGUUCAGAGCAUGUUGUCUGAGUUCAACACUUCACCGCUCUGCAACUUCGAUGCUAUUCAGAGCCAGAACUCCACCGUCGAUGACGCUAUGUUGAUACCAGGUGAGUCCUCAACGAAUAUCAAUGGUUUCGAUUACUAUAGCAAUUCUGGGCAGUUGGAGAACCAGAGUAGGAUUUUCGAGGAUAAUUCCGAGUAUGACCUCAGAGCAAUCCCUGGAGGUGCCAUAUUGAAGAAUCGGGAAGCGCCGGGAUUAGAGAGAGAGAGUGGAAUCAAACGGUUGAAAUCGUCGAUUGGAUCCGAGUGUGCUCUGGCGCCUGUACAACCGGUUCCCGAAAUUGGAGCUGUCGCGGCGGAGCCACCGCGGCCGGUGGUGCUCGUCGAUUCGCAAGAGACCGGAAUACGACUCGUCCACAGCUUGAUGGCCUGCGCCGAGGCGGUCCAAGAAGACAAUCUCAAGCUCGCCGACGCGUUGGUGAAGCACAUAGGGUUGUUGGCGGUGUCGCAAGCCGGUGCGAUGAGAAAGGUUGCCAACUACUUCGCUCAAGCCCUAGCUCGGAGAAUCUACAAAAUCUACCCUCAGACUUCAGUCGACAACUCUUACUCAGAUAUGCUUCAGAUGCACUUUUACGAGACUUGUCCAUACCUCAAAUUCGCUCACUUCACAGCCAAUCAAGCGAUUCUCGAAGCAUUUGCAGGUGCCAAUAGGGUUCACGUCAUCGAUUUCAGCUUGAAACAGGGGAUGCAGUGGCCGGCGCUGAUGCAAGCGCUCGCAUUACGUCCCGGUGGUCCUCCGGCGUUUCGUCUCACCGGAAUUGGCCCGCCGCAGCCGGACAACACCGACGCUCUGCGGCAGGUGGGUUGGAAGCUCGCCCAAUUGGCCGAAACUAUCGGUGUAGAGUUCGAAUUCCGGGGAUUCGUGACGAACAGUUUGGCGGAUCUUGACGCGGCGAUGCUGGAUAUCCGGCCGAGUGAGGUGGAGGCGGUGGCCGUGAACUCGGUGUUCGAGCUCCACCGCCUCCUGGCUAGGCCGGGUGCGAUCGAUAAGGUUCUUUCAUCGAUCAAGGCGGUGAAGCCCAAGAUCGUCACCAUAGUUGAGCAAGAAGCGAAUCACAACGAACCGGUUUUUGUGAACCGGUUCAACGAGGCUUUGCAUUACUACUCCACCAUGUUCGACUCGCUGGAAGGGUCCGGGUUGACUCAGCCCAACACUCACGACGACUUGGCGAUGUCGGAGCUUUAUCUGGGGCGGCAGAUUUGUAACGUGGUGGCAUGUGAAGGAACGGACCGAGUGGAGCGACACGAAACGCUGACUCAGUGGCGUGCCCGGAUGAGUUCGUCCGGUUUCGACCCGGCUCAUCUCGGGUCCAACGCGUUCAAGCAAGCUAGUAUGUUGUUGGCUUUGUUUGCAGGUGGGGAUGGGUACCGGGUCGAAGAAAACAACGGGUGUCUGAUGCUGGGUUGGCACACCCGUCCACUCAUUGCCACCUCAGCCUGGAAACUCGGCACCGGCGAGUAGCAAUGAGUCAACUCGGUUUACCUAAAUUUUGGUCAAAGGAUCAAACCAACUCAGCAACCUUGGACUGCCAACUCAUGGAAUGCGUUGCUGAGUUGGGGUGUUUUGAGGGACAGGUGAAAGAGACAGACCACAACCAGUCAAAUUCUGUCUUUUUACAUUUUACCUCCUCUUGUCAGCGCUUUUGAUUAUUAGUAUGUGUUUUUUUGCCCCUUAUCUUUAGUUUCUCAUGUUCAUGUACCUUCUUCUGUUUAAUUUUUUUAUUAUCUUUUACUUUUGUUAUGAGCGUGGUCAAUGCCAAUGUAAUGUAUUCAUAUGUGACUCUUUUAAUAAAAUAGUGAGCAUGGUUUUUGAUCCAUUGGUAAAAA